Odocoileus virginianus texanus is the source of this 2782-nucleotide messenger RNA. RefSeq names its product mex-3 RNA binding family member B (gene MEX3B). The record is from RefSeq and is a predicted model, not a curated record. Lineage: Eukaryota; Metazoa; Chordata; Mammalia; Artiodactyla; Cervidae. Gene Ontology annotation, molecular function: RNA binding.
AGGCGGGGAGGAGAGGAGGAUGGGGAGGGGCUCCUUAAAGAAACGCUGCUGUCGCUCGCCUGCUCGCUUCUCGCUCGGCAUUGUGGCCAGCCAGCCGGGCACUCGGGGGGCACGCGCGGCUGCCGCUCGAGCUCUGCCCCCACCCCACCCGCCAGCAGAUCUGGGGUGGGGACCCAGGCGGCGGCUCCCGCAGCCACUGCCCGGCGCGGACCGCCAGGAGCGAUCCACUCCUGCCGGAGCCGAGGAAAGAGCCACGGAGCUGUCUGCAGCCGGCCGGCCUCCCCGCCCCUGAACACUCGCUUCCCGGCUGCCCUUUGUAGCCGAAGCUUCUCGCCGCCGAGCCCAGGGCCGGCGGGGGCGCGGCGCGCACGGCCGAGAGAUGCCCAGCUCGCUGUUUGCAGACCUGGAGCGCAACGGCAGCGGCGGCGGAGGGGGCGGCGGCGGCGGCGGGGGAGGAGGAGGCGGCGGAGAGACCCUGGAUGACCAAAGAGCCCUGCAGCUCGCACUCGACCAGCUCUCCCUGCUGGGGCUGGACAGUGACGAGGGCGCGUCUCUGUACGACAGCGAGCCGCGAAAGAAGAGCGUGAACAUGACCGAGUGCGUGCCAGUGCCCAGUUCCGAGCAUGUCGCCGAGAUCGUGGGGCGGCAAGGUUGUAAAAUCAAAGCGCUGCGGGCAAAGACCAACACUUAUAUCAAGACCCCAGUUCGCGGGGAGGAGCCUGUCUUUGUUGUGACGGGCAGGAAGGAGGAUGUGGCCAUGGCCCGGAGGGAGAUCAUCUCCGCCGCCGAGCACUUCUCCAUGAUCCGCGCCUCGCGCAAUAAGAACACGGCGCUGAACGGCGCAGUGCCCGGGCCGCCUAACCUGCCAGGGCAGACCACCAUCCAGGUGCGCGUGCCCUAUCGCGUGGUGGGGCUCGUGGUGGGGCCCAAAGGCGCCACGAUCAAGCGCAUCCAGCAGCAGACGCAUACGUACAUCGUGACGCCCAGCCGCGACAAGGAGCCGGUGUUCGAGGUGACGGGCAUGCCGGAGAACGUGGACCGCGCCCGCGAGGAGAUCGAGGCCCACAUCGCCCUGCGCACCGGCGGCAUCAUUGAGCUCACCGACGAGAACGAUUUCCACGCCAACGGCACGGAUGUGGGCUUCGAUCUGCACCAUGGGUCCGGCGGGUCCGGCCCAGGCAGCCUCUGGAGCAAGCCCACCCCCAGCAUCACGCCCACUCCGGGCCGCAAGCCCUUCUCCAGCUACCGCAACGACAGCUCCAGCUCGCUCGGCAGCGCCUCCACAGACUCUUACUUCGGCGCGGGCACCAGCGGCAGCGCAGCCACCACCCCGCGCCUGGCGGACUACAGCCCCCCCAGCCCCGCGCUCAGCUUUGCUCACAACGGAAACAACAACAACGGCAAUGGAUACACCUACGCUGCGGCUGCGGCGGGCGAGGCUUCGGUGCCUUCCCCCGACGGCUGCCCCGAGCUUCCGCCAGCCUUUGACCCGGCUCCCGCUCCACCGCCCGGGGCGCCCCUUCUCUGGGCCCAGUUCGAGCGGUCCCCGGGAGGCGGACCUGCAGCUCCCGCUUCCUCUUCCUGCUCCUCCUCCGCAUCUACGUCCGCUGCUUCGUCCUCCUCGGUGGUCUUUCCCGGGGGCGGAGCCAGCGCGCCCUCCAGCGCCAACCUGGGGCUGCCGGUACACCGCCGGCUGCACCCAGGCGCCAGCUGCCCGCGUCUGUCCCCGCCCUUGCACAUGGCCCCGGGGGCGGGUGAGCACCACCUGGCUCGUCGUGUGCGCAGCGACCCUGGCGGAGGGGGCCUGGCCUACGCCGCCUAUGCCAAUGGGCUGGGGGCGCAGCUGCCGGCGGGCCUUCAGCCUUCGUCGUCGGACGCGUCGGGCUCCUCGUCCUCGUCCAGCUCGUCCUCCAGCUCGUCCUCUUCCUCCUCCUCCUCCUCCGGGUUGCGGCGUAAGGGCAGCCGCGAUUGCUCCGUGUGCUUUGAGAGCGAAGUCAUCGCCGCACUGGUGCCCUGCGGCCACAACCUCUUCUGCAUGGAGUGCGCUAACCGCAUCUGCGAGAAGAGCGAGCCCGAGUGCCCGGUCUGCCACACCGCGGUCACUCAGGCCAUCCGCAUCUUUUCGUGAAGGCAGCGCGCGCUUGCGCGCACCGCAGGGCGAAGGAGGACCCCCGCCCCCCUUUCCUUCUGUCCUCAAUCCCUGGCGAUGCCUCUCUGCCUAACUCGAGGUGUCCCACCUUCUCCUCCCCGCCCUCCUGCUCACACUCUGAGAUCCGAAGAGGAACUUGGAAAGCUGUAGUAUCCGCUCAUUUUUUUUUUAAUUUUAAUUUUGAAACAAAGGAACUUGCCAGGAUAUCAGCAUCCGAGUACUGUAGCCUGGGAAACCUCCAAACCACCUGAAAUGCAUGCUCUAUAAAUAAUAGGAACGGCGACAUUCUAGUAAUGAUAGUUUUUACACUGUACUUAAUAGGAAGCUUCCAAAAGAAGACAACCCCACAAGUUUUCCAUUUUCUUAAAAGUAGGGAAAAAAAUGAACAAUAAUUAUUAUGAUGAAGAGGAUAAUAAUAGUGCUAUGGGAUGUGUGUGGACUGUUUCUGUGUGUUCCCCUUUGUGGCUGGGUUCCUACCAUUCUUAUUAUAGAACACAGUGGAUCCUUUUUGAAUGUUCGUAGAAGGGCCAGGAGUUCCUGUAAUACCAGGAUACUGCAGCUUUAUUAAAGUUAAAGAAACUGUAACAUAUCUCUUAUAUAUUAAAAAAACGUUUAAAAGUUUUAAAGAGAAAU